Messenger RNA from Trichomonas vaginalis G3, 621 nucleotides. RefSeq names its product protein of unknown function, DUF4106 family. The transcript has a single exon. NCBI's taxonomy places the organism in Eukaryota, Parabasalia, Trichomonadida, Trichomonadidae. The record is from RefSeq and is a predicted model, not a curated record. The annotation marks the transcript as partial.
AUGUUGGACCCAGAUAUUUCAAAUGCUUUAGCUGCCAAAUAUAUUGCAGUUCCACUUAUGUUCCCUAUACACCAAAUAUCUGUCAAAGACUUUGCAGGUGAAGUUGGAAACCAAAGUGCUGACCCAGGUGCAAGAACAGAUAUUGCUUUAACAACUGCAAUGAAACAUGCAGAUACUAUGUUUGUACUGUUCAGACGAACUAUAAAUGACUAUUCUUGUUUCUACAACCCCGGUAUUAAAUAUCAUAUAAACAUAGAUGGCAAAUAUUAUCCAAGAGAAGAAUAUUCUACAGUUGAGGAUAUGAGGUCAUACAACUUGACAUUAGAUGCUAUGAACUUUAACAACAACUUCACAACAACCAUAAACCCUGAAAUGCAAAGUUCUAUUAUGCCAUAUGUGAAAGUAUGGACUCAUACAGGAGGUCAAAAAACUCAAUAUACAAAUGGAGACCGUUCAAACUUUUGGCUUGGCAUUCCAUUUGCUGACUCAGAAGACUUUAUGGGUGGUAUUUCAACUGUUGGUACUGUACAAAUACAAUAUACUGGUGACAGAGACGGUCCAGAUGAACUGAGAGCAAAGAAGUUUACAAAACCAAUAGCACUUUUCACGGAAGAUGCUCUU